Molecule: messenger RNA, 1933 nt
Organism: Megalobrama amblycephala (Wuchang bream)
Lineage: Eukaryota; Metazoa; Chordata; Actinopteri; Cypriniformes; Xenocyprididae
Product: interferon-induced protein 44-like
Exons: 8
Coding region: 156-1532 (458 amino acids)
Molecular function (GO): GTP binding
Source: RefSeq, a predicted model, not a curated record
AUAGAUAGAUAGAUACCAUGUGGUCACCUUCCAUAGGUAAUUUCCGCUGUUAUCUGGAGUAGGCUAUGUUAAGUGCAGGAGGAGCCUCACAUUCUGCUGCCGUGAUCUUGUGCGAAGAGCAUUUCAGUGUUUAUACACAAAGAUAUCGCUAAAAGAUGAAAAAAAUGCUGGGAAAUCUAAGCUUGGACUCCCUCUCUUCUAAAUUAUCAGAAAAGCAAAGAAAGCAGCUCUGUUCCUUGAUGGGGAAUGUUGAACUGACUCUUCUCUACAAAGCUUCUGUUCAUGGAUAUCACGCUUCUGCCUUCCACCAGCGAUGUGACCGUCAGGGUCCAACAUUACUUGUAGCCUACAACCGUUCAGGCUACAUCUUUGGUGGAUACACUAGUGUAGAUUAUACUCAAAGUGGACGGGAUAUUAGAGAUGAGAGAGCUUUCCUGUUCAGCUUUCAAGGUGUUCAACAUUCAAAUCCUCUCUGCAUCAAAAUUAACAGUGGAUAUACUGCACGUUAUGAUGAUGCUAGAGUACCCAACUUUGGUGAUCAGCUGUACUUUUGCUACAACAACCAACCAGUUGUGUAUGAUCAAAGAGCGGGGAAUAAUGCAUUCAAUUUUCAUCCUGCCACAGUGUAUGGGAAUGACACUCAACUAACUGAAUGUGAGGUGUACAAAGUGGAACAAAAAAAAGAUCCUCAGAUCAGUGCCAAGGUGAAGCCGUGGAGGAAUGUUGAGUGGACAGCAAAACGAAGAGACGAGCUCAUGAAAAUGAUCAGGAAUUAUAAACCCAUGAUGACGUCUGUGAGUCGUGUCAGAAUCCUAAUGAUCGGUCCUGUAGGUGCUGGAAAAUCCAGUUUCUUCAACUCCAUCAACUCCAUCUUCAUGGGCCGCAUGACCAGUAAAGCCAUGUCAGGAUCUGCAGGCACUAGCCUCACCACACAGUUUCGCACAUACCCAGUGAAAGACGGUCGUGAGGGAAAGCCACUGCCGUUUGUGUUGUGUGACACCAUGGGACUCGAGGAGCAAUCAGGUGCAGGACUGGAUAUUGAGGACAUCAGCAGCAUUCUUCAAGGUCACGUACCAGACCGCUAUAAAUUCAACCCCAGGACACCAUUUCAACCAGAUGAGCAAAAGGCCUCCAAACCUGCAUCUCUACAGGAGAAGAUCCACUGUGUGGUGUACGUGAUAGACGCCACCAAAAUCUCCCUCAUGUCUGACAAACUAGAGGAAAAACUUGCUGCCAUACGCAGAAAAGUGAACUCACUGGGCAUUCCCCAGAUGGUUUUGAUGGCAAAAGUAGAUGAAGCAUGUCCUGAUGUGGAGGAAGAUCUUCAAAAUGUUUAUAUCACUUCCUACAUCAAGACGAAGGUUCAGGAGGUGAGCUCUCGGUUGGGUGUGCCGGUGUCUUGUGUGUUACCGGUGAAGAACUACAGUCAGGAGCUGGAGCUGGAGCUCAACUGUGACGUCCUGCUACUCACCGCUCUACAGCAGAUGCUCAACUUUGCAGAUGACUAUCUGGAUGAUGCUGGUCCUAUUUAGGACAAUCUUAUAAAGUGCUACUAGUGAAGUUUUUUCUCCCUUUGUAGCUGAUUUAAUGUUAUAUUUGUGUGUAAUCUUAUAUUGGUUUGCUAUUUGUACUACUUAUUAUAGAUGUAUAUCUCUAGAUAACCACAAUAAGUCAUUUUAAGAUUAUUCUGUUCUGUUUGUCUUCUUUCAGAAUCAUAUAUACCCAUUCAAGAAAAUGAUAGGAAGUGCAAACAAAGAUCUUAUCACUUAAGCAUGUUGCAUUUUUGCUGUUGUAGUUGCUUGUUAUAUUGUUGUGCCACAGUAGUUAAAAGUGUAAUACUAAUGACGUGUUAGUACUGCAAAUAAAGAGAAAUACACAGUAAAAACUGUAUAAGCAUAAAAUAUGUUUCUUUCAAUAAAUGGGAAAUUUGUGA